UUUUUGUUUUCAGGAACAUGUGUUGAUAUUGAGAUCAUGUGACUUCUGAUAGAAACGAAUCGCAUUGAUUUCUCAGUGGGGGGGGGGGGGGGGUGAAUACUUUUGUGGUGUCUGAAGCGCUUAGCAUUCUCCAUCAAAAGGUACCGGUGUGCUGGUGGCUCAGCUGUUCUCCAGUCAGGCGCGGGUCGUUCCACUGGCUGAGGGCAGGACGGGGGCGUCCUGGUGCUGGGGGUCCGUGUCCUUUACAGGAGGCUCGGUCCAGGUGAGAUGUGCGAGCCUCAGACAGAACGCAGUGAAGUGCCUUCAUGGAGUUCAGGGUCAGUCCGUGAGUGAGUGAGUGAAAUCCCAUGUGGACAGAGCCAUCGCUUCCUUUUUAUUAUAUAUAUUCUCUUUUUUUUACAUUUAAAGGUGCAUUAUGCAAUAUUUCAAACAGUAUGUAAAAUAUUAUACAGUGGGUAUAAAAGUUUACACCCCCCUGUUGAAAUAGCCGGUUUUUGUGAUGUAAAAUAAUGAAUCGUAUCGGAACCUUUCCUACCUGUUAAUUAAAGUGAAGAACAAUAAGGAUGAUUUUCGGGGGAACCGUGUGCACGUGUGCGCGCCCCUAAACUAAUACUCUGCUGCAGCAGCUUUCGAUUCUCUCCCAGCGUCCAGUGCUCGUGGGUCGGAGUCCGUCAGUGUGGCGCGUCUUCACUCAGCAGUAUUCUACCAUUCUUCAUUCUCUCUGUCAGAUGGGCGGGGCAUGUCCUGUACUCCGUCCUCUUCGGGUCACCACACACAUCUCGGAUUGGAUUUAGGUCUGGACUCGGACCGGACCGGUCCAGAACCUCGAGCGUGUUUAGGUGAAGCGGUUGCUUUGUUGAUCUGGAGGUGAAAGGUGAAAGUCCUCUUCAUCUGAAGGGUUUCAGCAGAAGACGUGGGGUUUUGUUCCAGAAUCGUCUGGUAUUUGGAGCUGUUUAUUUUUCCCUCCAGAUCCAGCUGAAGAUCUCUCCGCAGCCUCUCGGAUCGGUUUUCUCCUGAUCUUCUCAUCGGUUUUAGAGGGACGUCCUGUUCUUAGUAGUGUCCCUGUCGUGCCGUAUCCUCUCCACGUGUUGAUGAUUAUCUGUACAGUGCUCCAGGGUAUAUCCCACGCCCUGGACAGUUUUCUGUAAGCCUCUCCUGAUUGAUAUUUUUCAGUAACGAGAUCCCAUACCUGCUCUGUAAGAUCUCCGAGGCGCAGGGCUUUUCCAGUUAAAUGUUCCCAAUUCUAAAAGGGUGUGCACACUUAUGCAAGCUGAGUACUGGGAGCGUUGUGUUUUUAUUUCUGGGUGUUUGUCACCUGAUAUUUAUAUGUUGUAGAAAAUGUUCUGACUUGAUUUCACUUAGUUUCAUGUUUUUUACAUCACAAAAACCUGCCAUAGUAACAGAGACCUCCGGAAAAAUAGUUGUUGAAGCUCAUCAGGCUGGAAAAGGUAACAAAACCAUCUCCUCCAACCUACAGUCAGACAGAUUGUGUACAAAUGGAGGAAAUUCAAGACCAUUAUCACUCUCCAGGAGUGGAGACCAAUAACGAUCACUCCUAGAGCAAGACGUGUAAUAGUCCGUGAGGUCACGAAGGAACCCAGGGUCACUUCUAAGCAACUAGACGUUUAACUGCAGUUAUUGCUGCACAAGGGGCUCACCCCAGACACUGAAAGCAAAGGUUCGCUCACAGAGAUGUAAUAUUGAAUCAUUUUCCUCAAUAAAUAAAUGACUGAGUAUAAUAUUUUAGUCUCAUUUGUUUAAUUGGGUUCUCUUCAUCUGCGUUUAGGACUCGUGUGAAAAUUUGAUGACGUGUUCGGUCAUAUUUAUACAAAACUUUUACGCAUCACUGUACUAUCUUCAACAACAUGAUUUAUUAUGUGAAGCUGUCAUUCAAACAGUUUUGUACAGAUUUUGUUUACAGACCUGUCCGGGAGUAAUGUUGCUAAUUCUGUGUCCAGCUUCAUGUUCUUUAUAAAUGAUUCCAACUUGGAAAAGCACUGACAGGAUUUAUUUUGGUUUGGUUUUAAUUUGAGUUUAUUGUUGUUUUUUAGGGUUUUUUUUCUUUCUUUUCACUCGAAGGAGAAUUAUCGGGCUGUACCGGGGUGCCUACUGAUUUCAGACUUGGGUGGGGGCGGACUUGAAGGAUGUUAGGGUGGGUCUAUAAAAUGACUGACAGGCGCCCCAUACAAACAAGCGCACAUUUUGGGCUGUAAUGUAGAUUUAUUAUUGUUUUUUUUUUCUUUCUCAGGCGUAUAAUACACUUGAGCUGAGGCCAUGGCUAAAACCGAUAUUUUUAUAUAAAUAAAGAGUACCUUUAAUGCCGAUUCAAGAUGAGUUUGGUGUAAUGACGAGCCGCGACCAGAGGAGGCGCAGGUGGCUCUUAACGCGAAAACAUAACGAAGAAGAAGCUUCCGGAAGUGAGCGUGUGUGCGCUAAGCGUGCUUCCCUGUCAGUUUAAACCGGGUAGCUUCUCAGGCGAGUGAAAACCUGUUUUUCUGGAUUUUAGCGUAUUACUUCGUACUGAACCGGGUUUGUGGAUGCAGCGGGAGGAAAUUCUGAGGAUUUUACCGCCACGUUUUAGAACACACGAAAUAAAGCGCUGCUAAAUGUGGUGUCCAAGGUAACGGGUGUAAUUUUAAUACGAGUUCGCUAACGGACCCAGAGGACUUCCGGAGGAAAGGUGAGCUCUACCGUGGCGCUUCAUUUGUGCGCGAACGUGCAAUCUUAUGAAAGAUUUUUACUGUUUCAAAAGAUAAUGCUUUGAAUCGGAUAAACCGCCGCUCGAGCUCGCGACACGCGGUGUGCGCAUGCGCAGGACUGCCGAAAGCGAAGCGUGUGCACUGCGCAUGCGCGGGGCCGCUUGUAAACAAUGCGCGUCUCAGUGUGUCCUUAUUGCAUUGUGCGUCCUUUCUGAGCAGCUGCGGCGCGCAUCGGACCCGGAUGUGUUUGUCCGUCGUGCAGCACAGGAGCUGGAUUUAAUCCGGCCUGAACGCAGCAUGGAGGCCGCUCUGACUCGGCUGAAGUCUCUGAGUGCCGACGAGCUCAGGGAGGAGAUCCUCAAAGCGAACCUGAAGUGCGGCCCCAUCACGGCCACCACGCGCGCCGUGUUCGAGCGCAAACUCGCCCGCGCCCUCGUCGGGAACGCCGGACUCUCCGCUCCGGAACCCGGAGGCUCGGCCGCCGCCCCGGCCGAAGAGGGGGAGGUCGGGUACCAUCUCGGUCUCAACCCGCCUGAGGAGGAGCCACUGAGCGAGAAGAGCAUGUCUCCGUCACGGCAUGACGUCCAGACGCCGAACAGGACGCCUCAGACCACGCCCACGCUCUACUACGGGGUGUGUCCGCUGUGGGAGGACGUGUUGGCCAGAAACGAAAAGGUUCACGUGUACAUGGAUAAGAAGGAGGCUCUGCAGGCGGUGAAGAUGAUGAAGGGCGCUCGCUUCAAGGCCUUCUCUACUCGAGAGGAUGCUGAGAAGUUCGCCAAGGGACUCUGUGAUUACUUCCCCUCCCCGAGCAAGUGCGCCCCCUGCGUGUCGCCCGUGAAGACUGCCCUCGUCUUCGGCAAAGAGGGCUCGUCUCUGGCGGAGACGGACGGGACGAACCGGGAAAAGGCGAACAGCUUCAAGAGUCCUCGUCCUCAGGACCUGACGGCGAGGCUGCGAGUGUGUGUGGAGCGAGGUGACGAGGUUGCCUUCACCGAGCUGGUGUGGAGCAACCCGCGCUACCUCAUCGGCUCCGGAGACAACCCCACCGUGCUGCAGGAGGGCUGCAGGUAUAAUGUGAUGCACGUUGCAGCGAAGGAGAACCAGGCGGGCGUGGCUCAGCUGCUGCUCGACACGCUGGAGAAUCCGGACUUCAUGCGCCUCAUGUAUCCCGACGAUACGGAGAGCAUGCUGCACCAGCGCAUCCGCUACAUCGUGGACCUGUACCUCAACACGCCCGAUAAAGCCUGCUUCGAGACUCCGCUACACUUUGCGUGUAAGUUCGGUUGUGCGGCCGUGGUGAACGUCCUCUGCUCUCAUCCCCACAUCGACAAACACAGGAAGAACAAAUACGACCAGCGACCCUGCGAGAUUAUUUGUGAGCGAAUGAAGGAAAAAAACAAAAUCCCAGACAUCAAGCAGAAGAUCACGGAGUAUCUGGAAGACCGGUGUUACGUGCCCCUCCUCCGAGCAGCCGAUAACUCCGCCCAGCCCGUGAUCGGCGCCCGCUGGUCACCUGAGCCGAUGGAACACCGCUCACUGCAAUUACCCAGAAGCCCCCGGGAACCCGUGAUGGCGGUGAGGGCCUUCGCCGGCCCCCUGAGCCCCUCUAAAGCGGACGAGUUCAGGCGUGUGUGGAAGACGCCCCCUAGAGAGCGGGCGGAGCAUUUCCACCACAUCCUCAAGUCGGACCCCGAGCGUGGAGCGGAGCGAGUCGGCAGAGACCUGGCGCAUGAGCUGGGCCACCCCUGGGCUGAGUACUGGGAUUUCUUGGACAGUUUUGUGGACUUGGUGUCAGUAGAGGGUCUGUGGCGAUUGGAGGAGUUCCUGAGCAAGAAGGACUUCAGUGAGCGCGCUCGAGACCAGGCUGGAGAACUCAAUAACAGCAACAAGUUCAGAACUCCGUCCCCGGGAAAGCAGAAGUUGUUCAGUAACUCGGUGUCGGUCGGAGCGUUCCUGGACGAGACCGAUAUCUCGCUGGAGGAGAUCAAGAACCGACAGAACGCGGCGCUCACCAGCAUCUCGUCCUCCUCCGCUUCCUCCUCUUCCUCCUCUGCCUCCUGCUGCUCUAAAGACGACCUGGGUGGGCGGGGCUUCCACAUCCUGCCUGUCUCACAAGACUCCGCCCUGAUUGAGCCACGAAACCCCGCCUCUUCCUGCCCGCCAUCGCCCAUCUCCAACCUGAUGGCGGAGUUCGAGCGUAUGACGCUGCGCGAGCACCCGGUGGGAGGUGAACAGGAAGGGGCGGAGCUUUCGAGCACGAGUUCGGACGAGUACUUCCUGGCGCAGGAGGGCAUGGAGGAGGAGGAGCAGAGAGCGAGGACUCGAUUGGGAUCAAACAGCGAGCGAUUGCUCUGUUCGCGCUCCAGAUCAUGGGAUCACACAAGCUCCGCCUCCUCCUCCACCUCUGGAUCUUAUAGAUCAUUGGAGCGGUCGAAUGACCUCAUCCUGACCACGCCCCCUCGAAUCAGGAAAGGGCUGUUCAUUGAGGGAGACGCUCCCUCCAGACUGGACCGUGAUGUUUUUGCUGCAGUGGGAGGAGUCGAAAUCGACCCGCUCAAAUAUCCCAGCAUUCACAAGUGGAAAAGCACCAUCGAGUCGUACACCAGCGCAGAGAUGCGGAGUUGGCAGACUCCAGCUGUGUUAAAGACUCACUCCAGAUUCCAGUCUUUGACUCCCGGUUCUCCUGUGAGUCGUUACAGUCCGGCCCGACACGCCUACUCGCCGGACUGCACCAGUCCCGGACGCUACAGCCCCGCCCACUGCAGCUACAGCCCCGCCCAUACCAGUUACAUCCAGCGCAUCCGGCUCAAGCACUUAGGAGACUCGCCGAUUUAACAAACGCUUGGCGUGGACUCUGUGUCCCGGCGUCUGUCCAUCUCAGACACACGGAGCUCCACCGCUGCAGCAGAACUGUACUGCGGGAAAAAAACGUUUAGAGUGAACAGAACUGGUACGCUGUAGUGUAUAUUUUUAAACCGUUGUCCUUUUCUUAUAUAUAUAUAUAUAUAUAUGUGUGUGUGCGCGUAUGUACAUGUACGUAUGGGUGUGGAUUUGUAUCCGUAAUUAUUUAUGGGUGAUGCAGAAAUAUUUAAAUUCACACGGUAUUCUGACCUGUUAGAGAAAUCUAGCUGAAUAAAGGAAAAUAAUGAAUGAAUGAAUGAAUGAAUGAUGCGGUGUAACUCAGUAGCACAACCUUCUGUGGAGAAGAAACGGGACCGUUCCUGGUGCUGGUGUCCUCCUGGUCCCUCACAGCGCCUCCUGCUGGUCAAUAACUGGAGCACUGUCUUACGGAGUUCUAUUUCAGUUCAGUAAUAAAUGUUGCUUACUCGUAAGCGUGGUGUAUUUCGACACGCACAGUAAAGACCAUCAUCGUUUACAUCACACAUCAACACGCACAAUAUUGUUGUAGUGGAGGGGCGUGGCCUGUGGUAGGGGGCGGGGUUAUCAAAACCAGCACAUUCUUUGUUCAGAGUGUAAACAGCACAACGAAUCACACACCCGUGACUCUACUUCUUUUUCUUCCUUCUUUUUUUCCAGCAGUAGGCCACGUCUAAUCCCGUCACACAGGAAAAGCACAUUUUAAUUACAGGUCUUUUAUUAUUAUUAUUAUUAUUAUUUAGGUGUGGUCCUGAGCUUCGUUAGUGCCUUUUUGAUGUUGAACACACACACACACACUCGGAGCAUGUUUCUGUGGAGAAUAAGAGACUGUAGUGAAUGGGUGUGUGUGUGCGCGAGUGAGAGACGCUUGUUAUUUUAAUUCUCGUGUACGUUCUCACCCUGUUGCAUGACUCGCCCUGUUUUAUCUCUCGGCAGAGGAGAAAAGUUCUUUGAUGUACUACUGAGGAACAGAAAUAAAGUGCGCAGCAUCUCAUUAAACCGAUGGUAAUGUCUUCAUUCAGAUGGAGUGUGUGGUCACUGCGUGCCAGGGCGUUGGUUCCGGAGGUCGAGACGCACGCAGUA
Molecule: messenger RNA, 6662 nt
Organism: Ictalurus furcatus (blue catfish)
Lineage: Eukaryota; Metazoa; Chordata; Actinopteri; Siluriformes; Ictaluridae
Gene: ankle2
Product: ankyrin repeat and LEM domain containing 2
Exons: 13
Coding region: 2808-5537 (909 amino acids)
Biological process (GO): negative regulation of phosphorylation
Cellular component (GO): endoplasmic reticulum
Molecular function (GO): protein phosphatase 2A binding
Source: RefSeq, a predicted model, not a curated record